CAUCGGACAUCCCUUCUUCCCUUCUCGAUCAUUCAUCCCCUCAAAAUCCAAACACGGCAAUCAUCGUUUCCUAGUCGACGAAGAUUGGAUACGCCGGCAGAGUCUCAAGCUCAGGCAGAUGACUUUCUCCGUGCUUGAUUUCCGGUGAGGUCGCCGACUGAAGCAAUCCGCCGCUUGCAAGCCAGUCGAAGGUUUGGUCCCGGUCUCCUCUCCGAUUUUUAUCAUCCGCCGCCGUCAGCAGCAGCAGCAACCUGCCGCCUGCAAGCUCCCUCGGUCCUUGGCCUGGUCUCGAUCUCUCUCUCACUGAUUUCAUCACCUGCCGCCGCCUACAUCAACCCACCGUCUGCUGCAAGUUCCCUCGCGGCAGAGGUACCAUCUGGGACAAGUCGAAGGGAAGAAGGGCAAAACUGUAUUUUGCAGUUUUUCAUCGAAAACCCAGACUUAUAAACCGUGGGAUUGUGAGGCAAAAUCCUAGACUUUAGAAAACCCACAUCCGACCAUAAAUUCCACUCCUCGGUUCUCUUCUUCAGUUCUUCUCUGUGUGCUUAAAUUAAUUGCUUCCUCUGAGAAUCGACCUCGCGAUCUUUGUCUCCCUCCCUCUGCGAUUCAUCAAUUCUCCCUCUCUAUUCCCUCCAUAACCAUAAAUAUACAGAACUUCAAAUUCCCUCUUCCCGACGCUAACGAAAUCCUCCACCAACUGAAAAACUCAACAACCCUCCCUUCUCUGCUCCACUCUCUGAAGUCCCUACUCCCCACCCGCCUUAUCCUCUCUUCUCCUCAUUUUUUUCGGAUCAGCAGUGGAAGUAGAGAAACCCAAUGGUGGCUUCCAGAUUUCAAGCGGCUUCCUUGGUCGGUGCCCCUUCCUGCCCCAACGCCAUUGCUUGGUCUGACGAGAACUUGAUCGCAGUCGCUUCCGGCCACAUUGUCACCAUUCUGAAUCCAGCUUCGCCAAUUGAACCUCGCGGCACUAUCGCGGUUCCUACUGGAAAACAUUACCCAAUUGGCAGAGUUGAAAAAGAAGAUUUGCUCUCCGGUGACCUGCUGCCCACUGCUUUAUCGAGGGAUCGAAAACCCUGUGCUAGGUCAAUUGCUUGGUCUUCUCUUGGAAUGUCUCCUAAUUAUGGCUGUUUGCUUGCAGUUUGUACAUUUGAAGGCUGUGUGAAGGUCUAUCGUCCACCCUUUUGUGAUUACAGCACCAACUGGAUAGAGGCUGCUGAUAUAUCAGACAUGCUGUAUGAUCAUCUUGCAAAGAUUAACUUUGUGGAGAUAGACAUCUCUACUUCAGAAAUUCCUUCUAAUGGAGGGUCAAAGGGAAAAUCUGCUGAGGAUGAUAUGCCCAAUUCGUCAACUGGCAAGAUACUCAAGCCUGUUGUAUUGAAGCAAUACAAGCGGAGACGAGUUACCGUUGCUGCUCAGAUAAGCAGUCAUGCUGAUAGUUUUGAGCAACAAUUAUCAGAACCUAGACAUGCUGAGAUUACUAGCACUAAACCCACCCUUCUCAGAAUAUUGGAUAGCAAGAAAUCGCCCAAGACGAAGCUCGCCAAGCUGGGAAAGAAUAAAAUGGGAAGCUGUACAUUUCCACUUUUAAUUUCAAAGGAGUAUGCUGCUCGUAGUGCACUGCUUUCCUCACUUGUGGUUACAUGGUCUCCAUUAUUGUGUUCACCAUCAAACAAAGGUUUCCCAUCUUCAGAUGAUCCAUUCCAGAAAUAUUCUAUUCUAGCUGUUGGAGGGAAGUCGGGUAAAAUUUCAUUCUGGAGAAUUAGUGCACCUCAAUGCUAUUCAAUUGAGCAAUGUAAAGCCCCUACUGGUGUACUGUUUCUUGGGCUUCUUCAGGCGCAUACUUCAUGGGUAACUGCAGUGAGUUUGGAAUUACUUGUUUCAAACUGUGAGCCCCGGGUUGUAAUGGUUACUGGCAGUACAGACGGAAGUGUGAAGUUGUGGCUGGGGAAUGUGGAAGAACUGAGUAAGUUAUCAGAAGCUAGUAAAGCAGCUCCCUUUGUCCUAGUAAAGGAGGUUAUUCGUGUAAAUAUUGUCCCAAUUUCGGUUCUUUCGGUGCUGCUACCUGCUCAACCUGUGGAUAAAAUGCGUAUAGCAGUUGGCAAAGGAUCAGGGUCUUUCGAAAUUUGGACAUGUGACACAUCAAACUUCAAACUUGACAAAGCUGGAUGUCAUGAUGCUCAUGACUAUGCUGUUACAGGUUUGUGUUGGUCUUCAGAUGGACUUUCUUUGUACAGCUGUGGCCAGGACAACUAUUUACGUAGCUGGAUCUCAAGUGGGGGAUGCCUCUCCGAAGUGUCCAUCCCCUUGAACAUUCCUGGUCAAACCGGUUCACAUGAAGUUCCUGAUGCUUUGCGUUCAUGCCUGGGCGUUGUAGCAUCACCUGGAAAUCUCAUGGUUGCAAUGGUCCGUGAUCUUGAUGUUGAGCUAUUGGGCCAAAUGUACGAGGCAAGGGCUCAGAAGGCUGUAGUUGAAUUUUUGUGGAUCGGUGGACAACCAGUGGAGAGCACCACCACCAACACUUCACUAGACUCUUACAAAGAAUCAUUUCCCGGAUUCACCCCAAACGAAUUGGCCUGCUGGGAAUCCAACAUCCUAUGGUCAUUGAAGCAGUACGAAGAUCCAAAUAAGUCUUUAGUAGUAUGGGAUAUCAUAACAGCUCUUUUGGUUUUCAAAGAUUCGAUUCCCAAUUAUGUCGACUAUUUACUGGGUAGAUGGCUAUCCACAGCAUUCUUGGGUGGUCAGAACACAGAUUAUCGUCCCCUUGGCGAGGUGCUGACGCUUUCCUCAAAGUGCUUCUCAGAAGUCCCAUCUCGCCUCUUGCACCUUUUAAAUAUCAUGACCAGACGAAUAAUUCUGUCUGAGAUGAAGGCCGGGGAACUCAACUCCAGUGUCACCACUGACACUACCAGUGUCAGAAAUGAGACACUUGAGCUUGGUUUGCGAACACUGCUAGGAAGUGAAAGAGAACUCCGAGAGAGGCUUGUGGGACUUAGCUUUGCUGCUGUUUCCGGUGGGUCUCACUCGGCAGCUAAAACUUCCUUACAGCCUGAAACUUGGUCUCCAUUGGGAGUCAUGCAGAUGGAGCAAUGGGUUGUAUUUAACCAUGCUCACGUGAGGAAUCAACUCAAGGUCCUUGCAUCAGAAGCUCAGAAGCAUACAAGGAUGGGCGGUGACAGUAAUGCUGCAACAGAGCAGUGCAUCUUUUGUACAGCCUCAGUUCCUUUUGAGUCUCCGGAGCAUGCAACUUGCCAAGGUGCAGAGAGCAUCAAGGGAGACAUGGAGAAACAUGAAGUGCCUAGAUGUGCAGUGUCAAUGCAGGUUUCCUACGGAUUUCAGUUCCUGGAAAGAAGCUUCUGCUGUUGAGAAGUCCCCAAGACCCUUCUGCCCAUUUUGUGGGAUUUUGUUACAGAGAAUGCUGCCAGAUUUUUUGUUGUCGGCGCAGCCAGUGUGAAGGGGCAACGGUUGUUUGUUGUGCUGUACAAUACUGUCUAGAACUAUAAGUAUAAAAGUAGAUUUCUGUUUCUAAUGAGAUGGAAAAGUGGCUUUUGCUACCGGUUCACUGUUAUCAUGCAUGAUGUAAAGUAGCCAUCCAUUGUAAUCAUGCAUGAUGUACGUGCUGUACAUAUGAGUAACCUGGAUAUUGUCUUG
Linum trigynum is the source of this 3648-nucleotide messenger RNA. The record is from the annotation of a GenBank genome assembly. NCBI's taxonomy places the organism in Eukaryota, Viridiplantae, Streptophyta, Magnoliopsida, Malpighiales, Linaceae.